AUGCUGCCUUCGGCCGAUCCUUGGACCCCGUCCGGCAACGCCAAGGCCAUUGAUUGCCUACAGUUAGUCCGCAAGGACUGCCAGUCGAUAGACAACUACGGCAAGAGAUCCCUACAGGCCGUCGCAGAGCACCACGGGGGUUUACUGAAGCACACAUCCAUCGAAGACAUCAUGACGAAGUUCGGUAAUUGCGUCGAUGCAGCGACUGUCCAGAACCUCGUGGAGCAGCUCGGCGCUUUACACGCUGCCCAGUAUACUGGGUCUGGUAUCUUAUACGGCGCCUCCCCUCCCGAUAUACCAUCCUGCGAGCCUAUACGCCUCGCAGACCAAAGUGGUGACCGACCUAGUGAAGAAGCUGGACACAUGGUAGAGGUCAUGAAAUCACUCUCCAUGUCAGUCCAGCAAGAGAACAGUCGACGCCUCUUCCCCAAGUUUUCUAAAGCAGUCUUGGGCAAAGUGACUGGUACAAUAAGACUCCUUGUAAAGAACCUCGCUCCAGAGUACUAUGAAGAAUGCGUCAAGAUCGUCCAGCAACUUCCCAAUGACGAGAAAGUGCACACGGACCCAGAUGACUUCGUGAGUCUCUUUGCACUGCGUCUCCUUCCAACGGACAAGCUGGUGGCGACAUGA
Anthostomella pinea is the source of this 630-nucleotide messenger RNA. The record is from the annotation of a GenBank genome assembly. NCBI's taxonomy places the organism in Eukaryota, Fungi, Ascomycota, Sordariomycetes, Xylariales, Xylariaceae.